Messenger RNA from Wickerhamiella sorbophila, 543 nucleotides. Its product is annotated as Protein kintoun. Lineage: Eukaryota; Fungi; Ascomycota; Dipodascomycetes; Dipodascales; Trichomonascaceae. The record is from RefSeq and is a predicted model, not a curated record. Gene Ontology annotation, cellular component: ribonucleoprotein complex; cytoplasm; R2TP complex. The transcript has 2 exons. Gene Ontology annotation, biological process: box C/D snoRNP assembly; rRNA processing. The coding region runs from base 1 to 543 and encodes 180 amino acids.
AUGAAGCUUCAUCCGAUCCCUGGGUUUGUUGUAAAGACGCGGACGGCCCAAGGAGAGAAGUGUUUUAUAAAUUUAUGCUCGGAUGAACAGGUUCCUCAGCCAGACACAUUAGAUGCUUCAGAAAUUGUCUUGCGGAUACAGCAGAAUGUCGACUGGAUCGUACCCAUUGUUGUAUCGCCAGAACGAACUAAUCGGGACAAGGCUGGCAACCCAAGCCGUGUAUGGGAUUGUUGCAUGAACCCCCAAGUGCUGAACAUUGGAGUUGUGGAAUCAGGCAUCAAGCUAUUGACUAUUGAGACGUGUCUUGAGCUGGUUGAAGAUGCAGCAGGUGUGCAAUUGGACCGACAGUAUAGUAUUCCAAAAAUGAAGUCAAAAGGUCAAUUGAGCAAUACAGAAGUGUCUGAUGAGAGUUUUGCCAAACCAAAGACUUUGGAGGAUAUGCUCGCCGUGAGUGAAGCACCGGUCGCACCGUCUUCCAAACCUGCGGUUCUCAUUGAAGAGCUAAGUGAGACCAAACAGGACUAUAGCCAUCACAUUGUUUAG